Messenger RNA from Capsella rubella, 1097 nucleotides. RefSeq lists its product as uncharacterized. NCBI's taxonomy places the organism in Eukaryota, Viridiplantae, Streptophyta, Magnoliopsida, Brassicales, Brassicaceae. Bases 275 to 862 code for a protein of 195 amino acids. The transcript has 4 exons. The record is from RefSeq and is a predicted model, not a curated record.
UCUUUAAUCAAGCAAGGUCAACAGAAUCUUAAAACAAGAGAAGAGAGACUCCGUGAACGCGGAGACCUUUUAAUUAGAGAGGGGAUCUUUCCGAAUUAUCAGUGCGACUGGGUCAAAUACAUAAGUGGGUUCUAAUCAAUUAAAGUAAACCAAAUCAAAACAAACAACCAAAACCUUAUCCUCCGAUCUCUCCUCGGUGAAGCCGCCACAACAACUCUCCAGAUUCAUCGUCGUCUCGUCUCGGUUACACAGAGGACAAGAAGAGAUAACAAAUAUGACGGUUAGUAUGAAACAGAUGUCGUUGAUCGUCUCUGCCUUUGGCGUUGUCUCGUUUGUUUUGGGAGUCAUCGCUGAGAACAAGAAGCCUGCGUCUGGGACUCCAAUAAGUGGAAAGGGAGUAGUUAUCUGCAAAUAUCCAUCUGAUCCGACUGUUGCUUUGGGAUACCUCUCUGCUGCCUUUCUCCUUGCCUGCACUGUAGCAGGUUACAAAUCCUUGUUCAUCUCUUACAAGGGCAAGUCUGUUCCUAACUCUGCCUUGUUCAAAAGCACCAGCUUCUCUGUGUUCUUCAACAUUGCCUUGAUAACAUCUGGACUGGCCUUGUCUCUGCUGCUCUGGCCAACCAUUACAGAGCAUCUUCACUUGACCCGUAAUGUUCACCGGAACUUAGAGACCAGCUGCCCCACUGCCAAGACCGGUCUGCUUGGUGGAGGUGCCUUUGUGUCAUUGGAUUCGUGCCUUUUCUGGCUGGUUGCUCUGAUGCUUGCUGACAACGCCCGUGAAGACCAUUUUGAUGAAGUUGAAAACAACAACGUCGAUGGAAACUCCUCCUCCAGGGAUGUGAAUCUGAAGAUUGAUGCUUGAGAGAAUGGUAUUGGCAUUGGGUAUAAGAAGGGGUUAUAAUUUGUUUUUCUACUUGUUUUCUUAGGGAAUGAUCAUUUCUUUCUUCUGGUUUCUUACGCAUUCUUCCUUUUUCUAAUGAUUUGCUGAAACGUUAUGAAUUCCAUCCGAGCACCUCGAUGCUUUGUGAUUCUUAAGUUGUAUAUAUUUACUCAGAUUAAAUCAUCAUUUUCGUUAUAACUAUUGACUGUUGCUCUGA